Messenger RNA from Paecilomyces variotii, 2075 nucleotides. RefSeq lists its product as hypothetical. Gene Ontology annotation, cellular component: mitochondrion. Gene Ontology annotation, biological process: anterograde axonal transport. NCBI's taxonomy places the organism in Eukaryota, Fungi, Ascomycota, Eurotiomycetes, Eurotiales, Thermoascaceae. The transcript is spliced from 5 exons. The coding region runs from base 147 to 1958 and encodes 603 amino acids. The record is from RefSeq and is a predicted model, not a curated record.
GCCACGGUCCCCGUUCUCGCGACCUUUCUCCACAACUUCACUUCCAUCGACCACCAUCUCCCCAUUGAAAAGGCGCGGCCGUUCUACCCACCCGCAUCUCAAUCUCUUCUACCUUUCGCUUCCAGACGAGCCCUUCGUCGCGCAUCAUGGCUGAAGAGAACUCUGCCGCGUCGACCGCAGCUGAGCCCGUCGUCGGACGCGGUCCUGCCGAAGAGCCCGAGAAGAAGGAAGAGGCGACGGAAGAGCCUACUGGUGAGGCUGCCAAGGACGACGAGAAGCCAGCUGCCGAGGGCGAGAGCACUACAAAGGCCGAGGAGCCCAGCGCGCCCGCGGAAUCGAAGGAGGAGGACGGCGAUGCUGACUCCAAGGCCGCUGCUGAGCCGGAGGCCAACGGAGCUCCCGCGUCGGCGAAGAAGGCUGCGAACGGGAAGCGCAAGUCGACUGGCGGUAACCAGAAGCUCAGCAGGAAGAAGUCUCAGCACCGCGUCACGCACCUGGACGCGAAGCCGGGAGAGUACUACCUGGCGCGUCUGAAGAGCUACCCGCCAUGGCCGGCCAUCAUCUGCGACGAAGAGAUGCUUCCUCAGACGCUGCUGAACACGCGGCCUGUGACGACCAAACAGGCAGACGGUACCUACAAGGAGCCCUACGCCGAUGGCGGAAAGCGCAUGCACGAGCGAACGUUCCCCAUCAUGUUUUUGGAGACGAACGAAUUCGCCUGGAUUCCUAACACCGACCUGACCCCCCUUGACCCAGAGAGUUGCAAGGAUGUGUCGGAGAAGGGCAAACAGAAGCAAUUGAUUGCCGCGUACAAGGUGGCUGCUGAGAACCACGACCUACAAUACUUCAAAGACCUUCUCGCGGAUCACCAGCGCGCAAUCCAGCAGGAGGCUGAAGAUCGUGAAGCGAAAGAAGCUGCCAAGGCGGCUGCUAAAGCCGAAAAGGAGCAGAAAAAGAAGAAGCGGAAGAGCGCAGAGGUGGCCGAGGAGCCUGAAGACGUCGAAAUGGCCGAGGCAGGCGAAGAAGAGGGAAAGAAAGCGACCAAGGCUACCAAGAAGCGCAAGAAGGACGCAGAGAGCGAGGCUGAGGCUGAGAAGCCUGCAAAGACCCCCAAGACGACCACCAAGCUCAAGCUCACCACGCCAAAGACCCCAGCAAGUGAGACGAAGAAGCCAGCUGGCAAAGCCAAGGAAGCGAAGGGCAAGGCCGCAGAUACCAAGAAGGCUGCCAAGGCUGCCACCAGCGACGAGGACACCGCGGCCGAGACGCCCAAGGAGCCUGAGAAGGUGAUUGAUCCGGAGGAAGCUAGAAAAAAGAAGGAGAAAGAGAUUUUGUUCAUCCGCCACAAGCUGCAGAAGGGAUUCAUCUCCCGCGAAUAUCCUCCAAAGGAAGAAGAAAUGGAAGCGAUGGCGACCUUCAUCACGAAGCUGGAGGGUCAUGAUGAUCUCGAGGUGUCGAUAAUCCGGUCGACCAAGAUCCACAGAGUGCUUAGGAUGAUUGCCAAGCUGAACUCGAUCCCGAAGGAUGAGGAAUACAACUUCCGUCGUCGCUCCAUCGACCUAUUGGCCAAGUGGAAGAAUCUCCUCGACAGCGAUCUACCUGCAGAUGAGAAGGAGAAGGAAAAGGAGUCCGAGCCGACAACCAACGGUGUACACAAAGAGACCGAGGAAGCCUCGGAGGCCACGGAGAAGAUCGAAAAGGCCGCCGACAAGGAGCCUGAGGAGAACAAGAAGGCCGAGGAAACCGCCGAGAAGGCUGAGAAGGAGGUCACUUCUGAGCUGAAGGAUGAAGAGAUGCCCGACGUCGAGGCUGAGGAGAAGAAACAAGACGAAGAGCCAGCCAAGGAAGCUUCUAAGGAGGACGGAGCUGAGGAGCCGACUGAAAAGACCGAUGAGAAGGCCGACGAGAAGGCCGAUGACAAGGCUGCUGAGAAGCCGGCCGAGGAGACCGCAGCUUGAGCGGAUGGGCGCCAUCAUUCGAUGGCUUUAACCGUUGCAAAAAAUAAUCUGCAGCAGUCUCCGAAGCCGCAGUUAAAAAAGCGUGAUGGCUAACUGCAUCCUCUUCACCGUGUGUCA